This is a messenger RNA of Zophobas morio, 840 nucleotides long. RefSeq lists its product as uncharacterized. The transcript is spliced from 2 exons. Lineage: Eukaryota; Metazoa; Arthropoda; Insecta; Coleoptera; Tenebrionidae. The coding region runs from base 61 to 705 and encodes 214 amino acids. The record is from RefSeq and is a predicted model, not a curated record.
AGAUAUAAAGAACCUGCUCUCUAGACACUGUAUCAGAUUCUAACUUGCUAUCAGAACACGAUGUUCAGAAAUAUCUUGUUGUUCAUCCUUGGUGCUUUAGUCACUGCUCAGCUUUGUCAUGCUGAUGCAGUAGACGAUGCAGAGGCAGCUCUCAACGUUCUCCGUCAAACAACGAGCGACAACCUCAAUGGAGGCUUCUUGGAACAUAUCAAAUUGUCUACAGAAGUUGACACUGUGGCCCUUGACACCAAAGAAACCGGUCUAAAAGACCUGGAAGCCAAAACCGCGGAACUUAUUCUACAACUGAAGAAAGUCAGAAAUUCAACUCCGUCUAAAGUGGCUAGCUGUUUCGGAACUCUUACUCGCCUGCUGCAAGAAGCUGCUGAUGAUCUAGAAACUUGUGUCAACGAUCAAGCUGAUGAAGCUGUCACUCUUAUUUUCGACAAGAGUUCUGGAUUGACUGUCCAAACACUGAAAACUAUUUAUGAUGAAGAGAAGGAAAUCAUUUUCUGUGGUCGGUCUAAUGAAGAGUGCCUGGCUGGGGUGACUGCAGACAUCAAUGAGAAAACGGCGGCAGUUCCAGAUGUAAUUAACGAUGAGAUUGAACUCGAUCGUCAAGCCGUUGAGGAACAAAUUGAACUCAUUAAAGCUUGCGCUGCUAAGGUUGUUGAAAAAGCAAAUGAAUUUUCUAAAAGAUGUGUCUAGUAAUUUGCCGAAAAAAAUGUCCUGUUUUCAAGACUUCAGUUAUAUUUGUAACGUCGUUAAUAAAAAUGUACAGUAGUUUUUCCAAUGUUGUAGUCCGAUGCUAUUAAAUCUAUAGACAUUAUAAAACUUCUAGAA